Messenger RNA from Melampsora larici-populina 98AG31, 273 nucleotides. RefSeq lists its product as uncharacterized. The annotation marks the transcript as partial. Lineage: Eukaryota; Fungi; Basidiomycota; Pucciniomycetes; Pucciniales; Melampsoraceae. The transcript has a single exon. The record is from RefSeq and is a predicted model, not a curated record.
GAUCGAAACACCUCAGCCUCUUCCAGGACCAAAAACACCGCCCAAACUCGACACACCAGACUCAAAGACGCCACCGGAAGUCGACAUACCUGCACCAAAGACACCGCCCAAAGUCGACACCCCAGAAUCAAAGACACCACCGGAAGUCGACACACCAGAACUAAAGACACCGCCGGGAUUCGACUUACCAGGACCAAAGACACCGCCGGAAGUCGACACACCAGAAACAAAGACACCGCCGGAAGUCGACACCCCAGAACCAAAGACACCUCC